GUCCUGCAGGGAUGUGUUCCAGUCGGGGUAUUUGCGGCAGCGACGAGCGUCCUCGCAACAGAUCCACCAGCUCAGAGAGCAGUGGUUCGGGGGCUCACUAUGCCCUCUGCGCCCUGGGAGUGGGCCUCAUUGCCCUUGGCGUGGUCAUGAUUGUGUGGACGGUGAUACCCAUCGACGGCGAGUCGUCCGGCGGCUCCACCAACUCGUCCGGCAACUCCACGACAGAUGCCGUCGACAAUAGCGAUGAAGACGAAGAGGGAGCGAUCUCCAAGUCUUCGUCGGUCGCCAUGGUGCUGGUUGGCGUGGGCCUCCUCAUUCUGCUUUUGUCCAUUUUCCUCGGCAUUAGAAGCAAGCGGAGAGCUCGUCAGAGCACAGGCCAGCCGGCGGCAGCAGGAACAUCUGCUUUCCUGGAACAUGUGGGGGACGAGCAGGCAGAGCCAGCACCAGAUCCAGCUUCUUUCAACGUUCCGACCUAUGACGAGGUGGUCGGCAGCAAUGACUACCCCGUCCGCCAGAGCAACCUUCGCCAAAGCAACACCCACCUGCCCUCCUACGAGGACAUCAUAGCAGCCGUGGAGAACGAGGGGGCGGAGCCCAACAACCGCACCGCAGAGGACACGCCUCUGAACGAGUCCGCACCCCCAGAAGCACAAACGGCCGGCGUCGCGGAGCCCCAGGCCGACGCAUCGGCGCGUCAGCCCAGUCUGCCGACGCGCACCACCAGCCGGGCCAGCCGCUUACUUCGCCCCCUGCGGGUGAGGAGGAUUAAGUCGGACAAACUCCACCUGAAGGACUUCCGCAUCCAAAUCCGCAGCCCUACGCACAACCCAGUGACCAUUGAGCCCAUCACGCCGCCGCCGCAGUACGAAAAUGAGGCGCCCAAAUUAGGUUAGUACCCGCCCUCCUCCUCCAGAAGCAGUUAUCUCUGGACGGACUCGUGUCGGAAGCCAAUUUUAAAAGGUCGCUGCAAAGCAGAUGUGACCAUUGGCACAUUAGUUGUGUUGCCAUGUGUCACCAAUCCAAGCAGCCUCCCCCAUUUAAAAAAAACUAACAAUUUCAUUUACUUGAAGAUGUAAAUGAGUCGUGUGCGGUUAUUGGAGGGCAAAAAGGGAAAUAAUUUUCGUGCCGGCAAACCUCUCAGUGAAGACGAUGCAAUGAGGUGUCGUCUGUGUGUUUUGGAAUCAGCUUUUAAACGGUUUCGUGUGUCCUAAAGUCAUAAGGUCGUCUUGUCGGUGCGGGAUGAAAAAGGAGUUAGAUAUCACAUGUAGGGUAAAGGUUGGAUCAUUUUUAAAGCAUCUUGUAUUGAUUAUUAAGAAUGAAUACUUUUCCUUCUAUUUGAUUGUUUUAUGUUUAUGUUGUGCAACACCCAAAAAGACCUUGGCCCCACAUGUCACGUCGCAAUAGUCAGCUGCAUGUUCUCAACCACUGUGAUGCAUUUGUCUCAUCGUUUUAAGAUAAUAAAUCCUGCAAGUUUGACAUGGAUGUAUUAAUGCUCAGGAAUUUAUGUAUAUUUUAUGGUCUGAUAAUAAAAUCUACAGUAUCUGUAGUUUUAUUUUA
Molecule: messenger RNA, 1557 nt
Organism: Nerophis ophidion (straightnose pipefish)
Lineage: Eukaryota; Metazoa; Chordata; Actinopteri; Syngnathiformes; Syngnathidae
Gene: tmem51b
Product: transmembrane protein 51b
Exons: 2
Coding region: 12-893 (293 amino acids)
Source: RefSeq, a predicted model, not a curated record